Molecule: messenger RNA, 5379 nt
Organism: Clupea harengus (Atlantic herring)
Lineage: Eukaryota; Metazoa; Chordata; Actinopteri; Clupeiformes; Clupeidae
Gene: skic3
Product: tetratricopeptide repeat domain 37
Exons: 41
Coding region: 97-4800 (1567 amino acids)
Biological process (GO): nuclear-transcribed mRNA catabolic process
Cellular component (GO): Ski complex
Molecular function (GO): protein binding
Source: RefSeq, a predicted model, not a curated record
AUGGGACAUUUUGUAGUUUCACUGACGAGUAACGUUAUGUGCUGUCGUCUGAUUAACUCUUUCGAAUAGCCUUGACAACACAAGGCACCGGAAAGGAUGUCCAGCAAAGAGGUGAAGGCUGCACUGAAAAGUGCAAGGGAAGCCAUCAAAAACAAAGAAUAUAAAGAAGCACUUAAACAUUGCAAGAAUGUUCUGAAGCUUGAGAAGAACAACUACAAUGCUUGGGUGUUCAUUGGAGUGGCCGCUGGGGAGCUGGAACAGCCAGACCAGGCCCAGGCGGCGUACAAGAAGGCCACAGAGCUUGAGUCAGACCAGUUACUGGCAUGGCAGGGAUUAGCUAACCUAUAUGAGAAGAACCGCCAGACUGAUUUUAAGAGCGAACUCCCAGUGGUUUACCAAAAACUCAUCGCAUUGUAUGAAAGUUCAGACAAAGUCAAAUGCCAAGAGGUGAGCAGGAAGCUGGUGGACCUCCACCUCCAAGAGAAGGACUAUUUGCAGGUGGCUCGCGUGUGGCAGAGGCUGAUUCAGCUGCAGGAGGAAGGCGGGGCGGAGCAGGCUGAGCAGCUGCAGCUCUGGAAGGAGAUGACGCAGGUCCUGCAGGACAGCGUGGAGGAGCAGGACAACGAGACCCUGCAGCACCUCAUAACUGCUUUUGAGAAAGCCAUGACUCUCACAGAAUCUGCUCCUUGUGAAGACCACAAGAAACUCUCCAUGGACUUCAUCUCAUGUCUGUCAAAGCUUCCACACGAAGAAGCCAAACUGAAAGAGGUCUGCGAGGCCAUGCUGUUUGCUUACCCCUCUCAACCAUUCCCCCUGGAAGCACUGUGCUCACAUUACCUUAAGUCGGGAACGUGCAGUGAGGAGGCUGUAGACUGCUUCAGGCGUCUGCUGGAGCUGGAUGCAGGCAGCGGGCCAGCUCUCCUGUGCCUGGGAGUCAAGGCCCUGGAAGAGAAGAAGUAUGAAGACGCCACCAAGAGCCUGUCUCAGGGAUUGAAGCGGAUGCCCUCCUCUGUGGUGGGCUGGUAUAGCUUGGCCCAGGGUCAUCUUAAGAUGCAUAAAUAUACAGAUAGUGCCAAGUCCUGCACUCAAGGACUCCGCUGUUGUAAAGACAGCGACACAGAGUUGAUUCAGAAGUUGCAGAGGCUGAAGUUGGAGUCUCUUGUGAGGACUGGUGCAGAAAACACACGUGAUGAAGCACUGGACACACUGACCCAGAUUUGUGAUUCCAGCAAAGAUCCCGUCCUGCUAUCUUUUAAAGGCAAGAUCUACUUGCAGAAAGGCCUAAUCGAUCAAGCAUUAGAGGUAUCUUCUGAGCUGGAGGCAUCCCACCCUGACUCCGUGGAAGGCAUGAUCCUGAAGGGACUCCUCCAUCAGGCACGAGAUGAGCUCCAACAGGCAGAGGAGAGUUUCCAGAAGGCCCUUUCUCUGUGCCCAGAGUCUGGGGAGCUCUACUUCCUGUUGGGCCAGCUCUAUUGGCUCAUGGGAGAAGAGGCACGCCGGGAUCGGAGUAAAGCACACACGCACCUCCUCAAGGCUGCGAAGUUGGAUCCUUACCUGGGCUCUGUGUUCCGGCACCUGGGGCACUACUACCGGGAGGUGGUCAGAGACCUGGGCCGAGCGCGGGGGUGCUACAAGCGGGCGUUUGAGCUGGAUGGCAGUGAUGGCGAGGCAGGGGCAGCAGCAGUGGACAUCAGCAUGGAGCAGGGAGACAUGGAUUCUGCCUUGGCCAUUUUGACGUCAGUGACUGAGAGAGCCACCCCUGGAUCAGCCAAGUGGGCCUGGAUGAGGAGGGGGUUGUAUCAUCUCAAGAUUAGCCAGCACCAGCAAGCAGUCACAGAUCUGCAGGCGGCCUUGCGGGCGGACCCUCUGGACUGGGUGUGCUGGGAGUGUCUGGGCGAGGCCUACCUCCACCGCCACAGCUUCACCACUGCGCUCAAGGCCUUCACCAAGGCCCACCUGCUGCGGCCCGACUCCAUCUACAGCCUCUAUCAGAUGGCCGCUAUCAAGCAGACCCUGGGCAAGUUCAAGGAGGCGGCCGGAGAGUACAUGAAGAUUGUUCAGCGAGAGGACUAUGUGCCUGCGCUAAAAGGUCUUGGAGAGUGCUCUCUCGCUCUGGCCCGGAGUGCACUGGGAGACUACCUAGAUGGGAGGGCAGUGGACUUAAUUCAAAGUGCCAUUGAAUACUUGUUCAGAGGAGUGCAGCGCCGUCCAGACCUGUCGUGCCUGUGGAAGCUGCUGGGAGAUGCCUGCAGUCUCAGUGGUACUGUGGCUCCAGAGAGAGCUCACGUGCUGGUUCCAGGAGCCUUGUCAGGAGACGGCUCGCCAGAUCAGAACCAUCGCCUGGACCAGAGGACACUGCUGAGACUGGGCGAGAGGUGCUAUGGAAGAGCCCUGAAGCUGAUGCCGGAGGCUGCCAGCCUGUGGUGUGACCUCGGGAUCAACUACUACCGCCAGUGCCUGAAGCUCCUCUCCCUCAACCAGGAGCAGGACCUUCAGAUGCUUCUAGAAAAAUCCGUGCAGUGUAUUAAGAAGGCAGUGAUGCUGGACAGUGACAAUUACAGCUUCUGGAAUGCCUUGGGCGUCGUUUCCAUGGUCACAGGUCUUGAAAACUUUGCUCUUGCACAGCACUGUUUCAUUAAAUCAGUGAAGGUCGAACCAAAUAACGUUGUAGCCUGGACCAACCUGGGUGUGCUGUAUCUGAAGAAAGAAAACCUUGAGCUUUCCCACGAGGCCUUUAAGGUUGCCCAGUCUCUAGAGCCGUUAUAUGUCAACUGUUGGAUUGGACAGGCUCUGAUUGCAGAGAUGGUGGGCAGCUAUGACGCCAUGGACCUGUUCCGCCACACUACAGAGCUUAACACGCACACUGAAGGGGUGAAUGGCUAUGCCUGCUGGGUGUGCUCCACACUGCUGGACAAGAGUAACAGGGACUCUGAGCUGUACCGCUACAACAUCCUCCAGAUGAACGCCACCUCUGCCGCACAGGUGGCCCUCUGCAAGUACACAGAGAGGAUUCAGACAGACCCUAGAGCUUUUGUCAUGCUGGGGUAUCUCAAUGAACACCUAAAACUCAAGAAGCAGGCCGUUGUGGCCUACAGGAGAGCUGUGGAGCUUCUGCAGUCCUCUCCUCAUGUAGAGGAGCUCAACUUCGCCCUCAGGAACUACGGCCGUGCCCUCUGUGACACAGGCCAGUGGGAGGAGGCUGUGCGCGUGUACUCCUCCACUCCACUGGAGGAGCUGCAGGACCUGACAGGUCUGGCCUUGGCCUACUUCAGAGCAGGCCUCCUGCAGGAAAGCCUCAGCUCCUAUGAGAAGGCGCUGGCGGUGGCCUCCGCUGAGAGGGAGAGAGCCUACAUCUUCACUGCACUGGCUCUGCUGCAGCACAGAUUGGGCAACAUGGACACGGCCAAGACUCUGCUCUUCAAGUGUUCCCUACUGAAGGAGCCCAUAUCGGAGAGCCUGCUGUGCCUGUGUGCUCUGGGCUUGGUGCACAGUGACGGCACACUGGCCACCGCUGCGCUCUCUGAGCUGCUGAAGCUGAGCGUGGAGCCCGGGGUCGCCAUGGAGCAGCGCUGCCUCCUCACCUGUGCCCUGCUGGCACUGCAGGGCCACUACAGCGCUGUGCCCAGGGAGGCUGCCAGGGCUGUGCAUAGUCACCCAGGAAACGCCUCCCUCUGGGCUUUUCUCUCCCGCCUGGUGCCACAGUACCACUCCAGAAAAGCCAAUGGUGGUGCUGUAGCUGGAAGCGUGGCGAGUCUCUCCAGUAUGACCCAAGGAAAGAGGGCGCUAUUGUUCAGUGGUCUGAAUCAGCUGGCCGCAGGCCAACAUGCAGGUGAAGACCGCACCAGGAAUGCCCUGAAGACCAUGCAGAGAGCGGUACUGUUGUGUCCAGAUGACUUGGCAGCAUGGGCCGGGGUAAUGGCUGCUUGCUAUACCGAGAAUACUGCCUGUGCUCUGUCUGGUUCUGCCCCUCUCAGACAGGGUCUAGAGCGCCCUCUGAUGGCCGCCAUUGCUGAGAAAGCUCAGGCAGCGUCUGCCGAGGAGCGGCCCCUGGCCCAUGCUGUAGAGGGCUGGGCCCUGCAGCAGGCUCUCUCGGGCCUCAGACAGGCCGCACUCUAUGACCAGGCGGAACCUCUGUGCACUCAGGUCCUGAGUGUGUCCCCUGACCACCCUGCAGUGCUGCUCCAGCUGCGACAGCUGCAGUGUGAGCGCCUCCUACUGGAGCAGCCUGGAAUCACGCUGCCUGUGGCCGUGCUGGACCAGCUCUCUGCAGCUGUGAUGGCCAACCCCAACUCAGUGUCUGCCUGGCAUUGGUUGGCAGGGUUGUAUUUCUCUCAGGGCCUGCUGGCCCAGGCCUCUGUGGCAUACAGGCAGAGCCUGCAGCUGGCCUCUCAGCUGGGUCACUACAGUGGGAAAAUGGGUAGCCUGUUGAGGCUGGCGCUACUCGCUCUGACCGCCUGUAUGGCCAAAGUUCCAGGAAGUGACUGGAAGAACCUGGUCCUGGAAGCCACCACAGAGGCCCGGAAACUGGGUCCCUCUCCUGUUGCCCUUCUGCUCCAGGCCCUGCUUCAGUUCUCCACCAAGAUGGAGGCCAGAGAAACCCGUCGCUUACUGGAGAGGCUUGUUUAUUACGCAUUGCCUGACCAGCCUAAAACUGUGUCCUCUGUUGCGCGUUGGUAUCUUCUCCGCCAUCUCCACGCCAAAGAUGACCUGGAGCUCAUGGAUAAACUGGCGGAACAGGCCAAAGCUGCUGGAGACUCCAGACUCCUGGAGUUUCACCAACAGAUCUGCCCAUCAGCCUGACACUGAGCUCAUUGUGUCGUGACCACACCAGACGGACCCUCCAGCUCAUCUGCUCAAAGUGCAACAAAGCCAUACCGCUUUCUCAUACCUGACCUCCACUCACAAACCUGCCUCUGGAAAAUAUCGUUUGUCUUAAUUAAAGCUCACCAACGAACCAUUUACAUCGCAAAGCAGACAUUUUGAAUGAACGACUAUCAAAGGACAAAGGAUGCCUGUAAUUUGGCUUGUGCAUUGACAAAAUAAUCUAUUUUGAAAAAAAGGGGAAAAAAGCAGACUUUCAUUUUUGUAUUCAAAACUGAGGAUCAUGUUAAACCUGGUAAAUGUGCAUUAUGUGAAUGUGGCGCGUAACGAAAAUGGGACUGCUAUCAUGUUCAAAAAGCAUUAAAAAUUGUCCCUGAUAGGCUGGAUAUUUUGCUUCCUGCAUGUGCCAGGUAUGUGAGGCAGAUUGUCUCUGUGCUUUAGGGAAAUGCUAUCCACAAACAGGCCUCUGGUCCUGGUAUGGAUUUACCAGUCAAAAGAUUACUCUGUACAAGAAUGUGCUAAUGUAAUGAUAUUCGAAUGAAAAGCAUUUUAUCAGUA